Chiroxiphia lanceolata (lance-tailed manakin) is the source of this 6727-nucleotide messenger RNA. It is a transcript of the gene WDR26, whose product is annotated as WD repeat domain 26. Gene Ontology annotation, molecular function: protein binding. Bases 96 to 1973 code for a protein of 625 amino acids. Gene Ontology annotation, cellular component: GID complex. NCBI's taxonomy places the organism in Eukaryota, Metazoa, Chordata, Aves, Passeriformes, Pipridae. The transcript is spliced from 14 exons. The record is from RefSeq and is a predicted model, not a curated record. Gene Ontology annotation, biological process: proteasome-mediated ubiquitin-dependent protein catabolic process.
CCUCGUCCCAGUCCCCCUCGCUGCCCGCCGGGCUCGCCCCCACCGCCGCCCCGCUCAGAGGCAGCAGCAGCAGCGGCGGCAUCGCCAGCAGCGCCAUGCAGGCCAACGGGGCGGGAGGGGGCCAGCAGCAGCAGCAGCCGCCGCCGCAGGGCCCGGAGCUGGGCUGCCUGGGCGCCCAGAACGGCGAGGCCUCGGCGGGCACGGCCGCCGGCGACCAGCUGGCCCACGCCAACGGGCUGCUGCCCUCGGCCAACAGCGGCGGCCCCGGCGGCGGCAGCCCCGGCGGGCUCGGCGUCAACAACGGGGUGCCCGCCGCCGGGGGGCCCGGCCCGGCCGCCGCCGAGCUGGGGGGGAGCGGCGGCGGCGGCAGCGCCCUGAAGAAGAAGAAGCGGCUCUCGCAGUCCGACGAGGACGUGAUCCGGCUGAUCGGGCAGCACCUGCACGGGCUGGGGCUCAACCAGACUGUUGAUCUCCUCAUGCAAGAGUCAGGAUGUCGUUUAGAACAUCCUUCUGCUACCAAAUUCCGCAAUCAUGUCAUGGAAGGAGAAUGGGAUAAGGCUGAGAACGACCUGAAUGAACUUAAGGCCUUAGUGCAUUCUCCGCAUGCAAUUGUGAGGAUGAAGUUUUUGCUGCUGCAGCAGAAGUACCUGGAAUACCUGGAGGAUGGCAAGGUCCUGGAGGCACUUCAGGUUCUACGCUGUGAACUGACGCCUCUGAAAUAUAAUACAGAACGCAUUCAUGUCCUCAGUGGGUACCUGAUGUGUAGCCAUGCAGAUGACUUGCGUGCAAAAGCAGAGUGGGAAGGGAAAGGAACAGCUUCCAGAUCUAAACUUUUGGACAAACUCCAGACCUACCUACCCCCAUCAGUGAUGCUUCCUCCAAGGCGUUUACAGAACCUGCUCCGUCAGGCUGUGGAACUACAACGGGACCGGUGCCUAUAUCAUAAUACGAAACUAGAUAGUAAUCUAGAUUCUGUCUCGCUGCUAAUAGAUCACGUUUGUAGUAGGAAACAGUUCCCAUGCUAUACACAGCAGAUACUAACGGAGCACUGUAAUGAAGUGUGGUUCUGUAAAUUCUCCAACGAUGGCACUAAAUUAGCAACAGGAUCUAAGGACACAACUGUUAUUAUAUGGCAGGUUGAUCCAGAUACUCACCAGCUAAAACUACCUAAGACAUUAGAAGGUCACGCGUAUGGGGUCUCUUACAUUGCUUGGAGUCCAGAUGACAACUACCUUGUUGCCUGUGGCCCAGAUGAUUGUUCUGAGCUUUGGCUCUGGAAUGUAGAAACUGGGGAGCUGAAGACAAAGAUGAGCCAGUCUCAUGAAGACAGUUUAACAAGCGUGGCCUGGAAUCCUGAUGGGAAGCGUUUUGUAACGGGAGGUCAGCGUGGACAGUUCUAUCAGUGUGAUUUAGAUGGUAAUCUCCUUGACUCCUGGGAAGGGGUGAGAGUACAAUGCCUUUGGUGCUUGAGUGAUGGGAAAACUGUUCUAGCAUCGGACACACACCAGCGAAUUCGGGGUUAUAACUUUGAGGAUCUCACAGACAGGAACAUAGUACAAGAAGAUCACCCUAUUAUGUCGUUUACUAUUUCAAAAAAUGGCCGUUUAGCUUUGUUAAAUGUAGCAACUCAGGGAGUUCACUUGUGGGACUUACAAGACAGAGUUUUAGUGAGAAAGUAUCAAGGUGUUACACAAGGAUUCUACACAAUUCACUCGUGUUUCGGAGGUCAUAAUGAAGAUUUCAUCGCGAGUGGUAGUGAAGAUCACAAAGUAUAUAUCUGGCACAAGCGCAGUGAGCUGCCGAUUGCGGAGCUGACAGGGCACACACGUACAGUCAAUUGUGUGAGCUGGAACCCGCAGAUUCCAUCCAUGAUGGCCAGCGCCUCCGACGAUGGCACUGUUAGAAUAUGGGGACCAGCGCCUUUCGUAGACAACCAGGAUAUUGAAGAGGAAUGCAGUAGCAUGGAUAGUUGAUGGCGAAUUUGGAGCAGACGACUUCAGUUUAACUUAAUUAGUCGUAUUUUAAAUGGCUUGGGAUUUGGUGCAAACAAACAUGAUUGAUAGCUGGACAGACAUGCUCGUCAUGAAAAAGAACCAUUUCUGAAGCCCGGUUGGGGCCAAACAUUUACCACCUUGCUUCAUAGUAACCAGUCGAGAUGAAGCACGUCCUUAGAACUUUGUUGGACACCGUGUUGAAAUUACCCCCCCAUCGGUUGUGAAGAACUGUGCUACAUUCAGGCUAACCAUUGAACUCAGUAUAUAUAUUUUUCCCUCCUGCCUUUUUGUCUGGCAGGCUACUGUUCUUGUUGCUCUUCUGUGUAAUGAAGUUUAAAUGCUUGUUUGGAACACUUUAUUUAACAGUUUAGAAGGCUUGAUAGAAAGAGUGCUUUAGUCUGAAGAGUAUACAUUGGAUAGGAAAGUAUUUCCUUCUCUUGUUUCUCAAGUCUCUCUCCGCCUUACUUAGCUUGAGAUCUUUGCAGCUUGGUUCAUGGAUUCUAGCCUUGCCCGUUGCGCAGUAUAUAUAUAUAAAUUGAGAUGAUAAACCAAUGAACAAUGUCAAAAGCACUCUCAGUAUCACAUUUGACAAAAAGUUUUGUACUUUUCACAUAGCUCGUUGCCCUGUAAAGGGGUUAACAGCACAAUUUUUUAAAAAUAAAUUAUUUAUAGGAUUAAAAUGACUUCAUUUGUAUACAUUUGGAAUUAAAACAAUGCAAGAAGUGUCAUGAAACACGGUAUCACUGAUGCUUUUCUGGAGUGUCUUGAGACCCAAUCAGAAGCAGUGGCUGGAAGGAGCUUUGUGUAGGCAGUGAAGCUUGUUUUAGAAGGAGGAACUCGCUGUCCAUCUUAACAGAUAAAUUGUAUUAUUUAGGAAAAAAAAAGGAUGUUCAGACUGCACCACCAGACUAAGUUUAAACAAGGAAAGGUCUUUUUGGUUUUUUUUUUAAAUUACAUAAAUAUAUGCAACAAUGCUGUUGUAAAAGGUAGACUACACUUCAAGGGAGGAGUGUGUUGAAAGGUCCUUUCUUCACAAAGUCAACAUUUUGUAUAAGUAAUUAACAUACAAAUCAUAAUUAAACACUUGUAUUACAAUGAAAAUUUUUCUUUAUUUGAUAAACAAAGGUGUAUAGAUUUCUGUGUUGAGAAUAUACUUUUAAGUUUAUGGAUUUAAAUGCCUCUCCCAGACCUUGUUGCAAGCUGGUGCUGUAAACAACUUGACACAUCUAGGAAUAGUUCCACUAAUAUCCCACGUUAAGGAAAAAACAGAGACAUUUAUAAUUUAAAUAUUUAUUCUUUUUGGUGUAAACAGAUGGCCUGACAUCUCUGUGCUUCUGUACUACACACAAAUUCAUUAUGGGAUGGCACUGGAUUCCCUUUUGCCACCGUGGGUGGAAAGGUAGUGUUGGUACUGCUGCAAAGUAAAGAGGGAGCAGGGAAGGGCAUGCCAUGCAGUCGUGUGAACAGAGGUGUGGACUUCAUCCCUUAAUGAGAUAAUAAUCUAGUGUUCUUAUUAGUCAUGUGUGGAAGAAGGAUGGGGGAAGGUUUGCCGGAAUUCCUGGGAAAAGUGUAGCUACUUUGAUGAAUGGGAAUGUGGUAUUUCCCAGAAAACCAAAGUGAAGGUUAGAUUUAUUUUUUUUUUUUCUUUUUAGAUUCCAGCCAGGUGGUUGGUGUUUUUCUUGCCUUGUGUGCAAACUUAAGUGUGAGUUAAGAUUCUGAUACUAUGGUUGAGACCAGCCCCGAAUCUGACCUUAGUCUUUCAGUACCUCCAAAACCAGGUAGGAACUUAAUGUUCUUACCUGCAGUUUACAGUACAUCAGCCUUAAAGUUAAGGUGAAUGCUUUGAUAGCAAUUACUGUUCCACAGUACUGGGAAUACAUAUGUGAACUUGACACUAUAAAUCAUUUCCUCCUUCCAUGAAUUAGUUCUGGAGGAAGCUCUUUGUUUCUCUUCCUAGUUCAGACAGUGUAGGAUUAGUCAGGCUUGUUCCUAUGGUGUUGAUGUUGCAGGGAAACAGACAAGUUCCGAAGAUCAAAUUUGAGUAAGCUAAACCUUUGGGUUUUAAAGAAAAAUUAACUACCUAAAUUGUAAACGGUGUUUUACAUGCUCAAAACACGGUGUAAUUCACAAGCAAUGCCAGUAUGUGAAGCUUUGGAAGUUAUUCUAGUAUUGUCUUACUCUGGAACUUGUGUUUUCAUACCAAACAUUGUUUAGGGAGAUUAAGGAGAGCAAUGGUUUUGAUGUCUUUUAAUAAUGUCUCAUACAAUGGUCUGGCACUACUUGCUUACCUCAUGGGAAUGAAGUGGGAACUCUAGGGAGGUGGUGAAGGCUGGAUCAAAUCUCAAAUGGAGAUUUAAAUUCUCGUAUGCACUUCAACAGGCAUUUUUAAUGUGGUGGCCAUAACUAAUCAGAGCGAGACUCCUUACUUGGCACAAGCUGUGUGUGGGGGUUUGUGUGUGCUGGUGCCUGGUUUCCACUGCAAUGCAGUUAGAAAUUUAAACCUAGUGCUUCUGCCCAAAUACUGCCUGUCUCUUCAGUACUUGCUUUGUAUCCAUAAAGGACACUUCAGGUGUUACGAAGCAGAGUUAGGGUGAGGCACGUGUUCCGAACUCUCUCCUUUAGUGUCGUGGUGCAGCCAUGCCAUGUAAAGGAAAGCUCCAAGCAGAUGGCACUGCUUCCAGAGUGUCUCAGUCACAGGUGUUGCAUCGCUGUCAGCGCCUCACGGGUGAUGAGCAGAGAGCAGAGAAAGGUGAGACUCGUCUGCAUUUUGCCACACUACUUGGUCCCACAGCAAACUGCCGUUAUAGGUGUAGCAGCAAUGACUACCAUUCCAACCUGGAGAUGAAAGAGGAACCUAAACCAUUUCAAACACAUCACAUAUUCACAAUAUGUGAAUUGAAAAGUACCAAUACUUUUUGUGCACAGACUGUAAAAUGAGACUGGGGUGGGGUGGGGGGAAAAAACCCAAAUAAAUUUGCUCGUUUGCAGCGUGUUGAUUUCCAUGUGCUUAAAAAUGUUCAUAGGCUGGAGUCUAAGGCUGGAACAGGUACACACCCACAAUAAAUUACUGUAUUUCUAGUCAACAGACCGAUGGUUUUAGAGAGGAAAAUACUGUAAACAUGCACUCAUUUUGUAACUUUCUCUGAUCACCUGUUGGCUUAAAAUAUUCACAGUAGCCCCAGGUUACUAUCAAGGCAGAUCUUGGGAAAAAAAAAAAAGAAGUGCUGAAGCAUUUUAUUAUCUGAAUGUUCUUUAGCUGUUCAGGUAAGUAAUUUUCAAGGGCACAAUGGAGCACAAAAGGGAAAAUGGUAGCUGUGUUCUUGUUUUGGAGGGGAGGGUAGUGGGGGAAAUGACACCUUUGUUUCUAAAUUCCCUCUGUCUUUUCUAAAGUUCUCCAACUUUAAAGUUAACUUCUCUUUAUGAUUGGAGCAAAGAUGCAAGCUAGAAAUCUACCCAGAUCUUGCCAGUUACUUCUCAACUUGGCUUCAAACAGGUAAUGUUUAAUAAAACUCCGUAUGCUGUUGGGAGUUUGUGUCCAGUUGUGUAACUUCUACACUGCUAAGUGAUACUCCUGCCCAAAGUCAGUUUUAAAGGCUUCCUUAGCAGGAAACGGGGACUCGAACAAUUAUAGCUGUAGCUUGAGGGGGAUAUGUUGUAGACCCAAAUGGGGAGGGAGGUAGAGAGAGAAGAAUGGACAUAAAAAGCAGAAUUUACUGAGCAACAGACAAACUACUGUAACUCAAGGGGGAGGAGGAAAAAUGCACUUUCAAUAGUUUGUCCAUAUUUUUAGCUACAAAGUACACUUGUAUCUGAUUUUUUUUUUUUUGAGAUGACUCUUAAGAGGAACACCCAUCUCAUAAAUGGCUAAUCCUCCUUUUGACCUCCUCCUGUCUUUUCCACAUUGGCUUGAGUCCAUUUUCAGCUGCCAUACUUAAUUUUGAAAACUGCUACUUUUAACAAUGUUUAGAAAGAAAAAUCAUUAACUAUGACACUUUUUUUAAACAGGGUGGACUUAAUUGAAGUGUGCAGUGUUGAACUACUGCUGCAGUAGCUGCCUCUAGUUGUUGAAAUAAACUGUAGACAAGUUUUCUGUCAAUUAAUCCAGAUAAUCUGGAUUCAGUAAAACAUCUGUGAGAGUGUUCCUCCCAUCUGGUAUGAAUGUGUGUGUGCAUGUGUUCCAUGAACAGACAGAGAACCAAAUGUUCUAGGUACUUGUCAUGUUUUAUUGCAUACUUUAAGUCGUGUGUAUGUGAAGUGUCCUUUGACCAGAAGGUUUUGGUUAAUAUCAGUAUAUUUUUAUAAAUUUGAAAUUCAUUGUGCCCCAUCUUUUUUCUUAAACAUUUUUCAUUCUUAGGGUAUAUGUGCUAGAUUUGAAACUUAACAUUUUUAGGCACAGAUGGAAAAAGUUAUUGGCUCCUUGAAAACAUAUGGGACAAAAUGGAUCCUCAAAGCAUGUAUGUACUUACAAACCAAGCUGUAGAGAUCAAGAAAAGAACUUUAUUGUUGAUCUCAAGAUUUCUAAAUUGUCAAGAUUUAUAUGGAGUUGUGGUGGAACUAGUUAACACUUAGAGCUUUUGGUAUGUAAUGACUAUUUGCUAUGGACUGAUAUUAAAUGUUUCAAAGGAUUGCGUUCUUAAACUUUCUGGAUUUUUGUUACUCUCCUCGGAUAUUAUUAAGUAGUUAAAAUUUCUUUGCUAUAUUACAUUAAAAACAUAAGAACUUUGGGUCUCGUA